This is a messenger RNA of Passer domesticus (house sparrow), 1094 nucleotides long. RefSeq names its product lysophospholipase 1 (gene LYPLA1). Gene Ontology annotation, biological process: protein depalmitoylation. The record is from RefSeq and is a predicted model, not a curated record. The transcript is spliced from 9 exons. Gene Ontology annotation, molecular function: carboxylic ester hydrolase activity; palmitoyl-(protein) hydrolase activity. Bases 69 to 761 code for a protein of 230 amino acids. Lineage: Eukaryota; Metazoa; Chordata; Aves; Passeriformes; Passeridae. Gene Ontology annotation, cellular component: cytoplasm.
UCCGCCGCCUCCCGCGUCGCCUCCCCGCCGCUGGCCCGAGUCCCGCCGGCCGCCCCGCAGCCCGGUGCAUGUGCGGCAACAACAUGUCGGCUCCUCUGCCUGCCAUCGUCCCGGCCGCCAGGAAGGCCACGGCCGCCGUCAUUUUUCUUCACGGAUUAGGAGAUACCGGGCACGGAUGGUCAGAAGCACUUGCUGGUAUCAAAAGCCCCCAUGUGAAAUACAUUUGCCCACAUGCGCCAGUUAUGCCUGUUUCUUUGAACAUGAACAUGUCUAUGCCAUCAUGGUUUGAUAUCAUUGGACUUUCUCCAGAUUCACAGGAAGAUGAAGCUGGGAUCAAGCAGGCAGCAGAGAAUGUUAAAGCACUGAUAGAUCAAGAAGUAAAAAAUGGAAUUCCUUCUAAUAGAAUUAUUCUGGGAGGCUUUUCUCAGGGAGGUGCUUUAUCACUGUAUACAGCUCUUACAACACAUCAGAAAUUAGCAGGUGUCGUAGCCCUCAGCUGUUGGCUUCCUCUACGGGCUUCUUUUCCUCAGGGCCCUAUCAGUGGUGUCAACAAGGAUAUUGCUGUUCUUCAGUGCCACGGGGACUGUGACCCCCUGGUUCCUGUAAUGUUUGGGUCCCUCACUGUUGAGAAGCUGAAGACUAUGAUAAAUCCAGCCAAUGUAACCUUCAAGACUUACUCUGGCAUGAUGCAUAGUUCAUCUCUUGAGGAGAUGAUGGAUGUAAAACAGUUCAUAGACAAACAUCUACCUCCUGUAGACUGAACUGAUCUGUGAGAAGCUUUCUAUAUAAAUACACCAGCAUCAACUGUGGUAGAGUGUUAAAUCUUUUCAUAUGCCUGAUAGGAAACAUUAUUUCUAUACCUGCAGUGUUACUACUGUGUUGCAAAUUUAUACUUACAAUGAAGAUUAAAUAAUGCACAUGUACAAGAAAUGGUAAUCUUUUUAGUAUUUUUCACCCAGUGCUGGGAAGGAUGUGAAUGAGGGAACUAGAUAACAAUGACAGAAUGUAACUGUUUUAAGAUGUCUGAUUAUUUUUUACUUGAUCGCAGAAUUUCAAACUAUUUGUACAAGUAAUAAAAAACUAAAUUGAAGUGA